Neoarius graeffei (lesser salmon catfish) is the source of this 897-nucleotide messenger RNA. It is a transcript of the gene rgs20, whose product is annotated as regulator of G protein signaling 20. The transcript has 5 exons. Lineage: Eukaryota; Metazoa; Chordata; Actinopteri; Siluriformes; Ariidae. The record is from RefSeq and is a predicted model, not a curated record. The coding region runs from base 1 to 897 and encodes 298 amino acids.
AUGCCACAUGAUGGGAUUGUCAGAAAAUGGGAAGUAGCUUCUGUGGUGUGCUGUAUCAACCACGCUCCCUCCUUAAUGUGUAGGCGGUUACAGUGGCUGCUCUCGGCCUCUCAGAAUAGAGAGAGUUAUCAAGCGCCAAGAAGCUUGGAAAAUGACACUGAAUAUGGGAAUAAAGGAAGCAGAUCUGAGAUUCCUAUAUCCUAUCAGCCCAUGGGAUCAGAGAGGAUGGAGAUGCGAAAGAGGCAGAUGUCGGGGCAGCAGGAGCUGGUGGCGGGAGGCACAACGACGGGAACAGCGCCAGCCCAGCACGAGCAGGCUGGUAAGGGCGAGCGUGCCUCUAAUGCCUGCUGUUUCUGCUGGUGCUGCUGCUGUAGCUGCUCAUGUCUCACUGUUAGGAAUGAAGACAGGGAGGAGAGGAACCGGAAAGCCUCGCACGACGUCAAAACUGAGGAUCCUGGUGACUGCGAGGAGAGUCCAAAGCCCACUAUGGAUGAAGUGUGCUCAUGGGGGCAAUCCUUUGACAAGCUGAUGCGUUGCCCUGCUGGACGUUGUGCCUUCCGGCAAUUUCUACGCACUGAGUUCAGUGAGGAGAACAUGCUCUUCUGGCUAGCCUGUGAAGACUUCAACAAGGAGACCAAUAAGAGCGUAAUCAAGGAGAAGGCACGCCUCAUAUAUGAGGACUACAUUUCCAUCCUGUCACCCAAAGAGGUGAGCUUGGAUUCACGUGUUCGGGAGGUAAUAAACAGGAACAUGUUGGAGCCCACGUCUCAAACGUUUGAUGAUGCCCAGCUCCAGAUUUACACAUUAAUGCAAAGAGACUCAUACCCACGCUUCAUGAACUCCACUGUCUACAAAAACCUACUCAAGAGCGUCUCGGAGCAAUGUCCAGAGUCCUAA